GAGGUCCUCAGCCUCCAGUGUCAUUGGUGAAUGACCGAAGAUGUCUCACAGCAGGUUGUUUGCCAGGCUGCUUUUGCAGCAGAGUGGAGUCAGGCACUGUUAUACAGCGUCAAGGCAGCACCUCUACAUCACCAAGAACACCAAGGUCAUCUGCCAAGGUUUCACAGGGAAGCAGGGAACGUUUCACAGUCAGCAGUCUCUUGACUAUGGCUCCCAGUUAGUUGGAGGUGUUUCCCCUGGCAAGGGUGGUAAGACGCACCUUGGUCUGCCAGUCUUCAACUCGGUCAAGGAGGCAAAGCAGGGCACAGGGGCAGAUGCCACUGUGAUUUAUGUACCUCCUCCAUUCGCGGCAGCAGCCAUCAUAGAGGCCAUUGACGCAGAGAUACCCCUGGUGGUGUGCAUCACUGAGGGCAUCCCCCAGCAGGACAUGGUGCGAGUCAAACAUAAGCUCCUGCGCCAGAACACCACCCGCCUCAUAGGCCCCAACUGCCCAGGAGUCAUCAAUCCUGGAGAAUGCAAGAUUGGCAUCAUGCCAGGCCACAUUCACAAGAAAGGAAGAAUUGGCAUCGUUUCUAGAUCGGGUACCCUGACAUACGAAGCUGUGCACCAAACUACACAAGUAGGCCUGGGACAGUCACUCUGUGUUGGUAUUGGUGGGGAUCCAUUUAACGGCACGAACUUCAUAGACUGUCUGGAGGUGUUCCUGCAGGAUCCCAAGACGGAGGGCAUCAUCCUGAUUGGAGAAAUCGGGGGGAAUGCGGAGGAGAAUGCAGCAGAGUACCUGAAAGAGCACAACUCUGGUGCUAAUGCGAAGCCCGUGGUGUCCUUCAUCGCAGGACUAACUGCUCCUCCUGGCCGGAGGAUGGGCCAUGCAGGCGCCAUCAUUGCUGGUGGAAAGGGUGGAGCCAAAGAAAAGAUUGCAGCCCUCCAGUCAGCUGGAGUUGUAGUCAGCAUGUCCCCUGCUCAGCUGGGCAGCACUAUGUUCAAGGAAUUUGAGAAGAGGAAGAUGUUGUAAAUUGUGCGGGAAGGCAACUGACCUUUUACCCCCUGCCUCGAAAUUGAGAUGAGCAGCCUGAUUCUGGAGGUGGAUAUGCCCUACAGUGUCUGUAAACCCUGAUUAUUUCAACUACGAUGCGCACAUCCAGUGUUUAUAUUGUAAUUUCUGCCAUGAACUUGUACCUUGCACAUAACAGAAAAAUAAAACAUAGUGUCUUAAUGGUAUCCUAAAGAACUCAUUGUACACAGUGUAAAAGCUUUAUAGGUGUUUUUUUUUUUCUUUUCCUUCUUCUUCCUCCACACAAUGUCAACACCUGAGGGAAGGAUGAUCUGUUUCGUUCUGUUCUACUCCUGCUGUAAGAUGUAUUUCAUCACCCAUUUCACCGGCUGCCCACCUGAAUAAGAAAUAUUUCUCAUAUCAUUUUCCAGCUGUGUUGUGUCCUUUCUCGUGGCACACGUGAGAAACAGAUGUGGUGCCAUUAUUGAAUGUCUGUUUCCAGGUUUUUAGCAUUCUUAAAGUUAACGCGAGCACAAAACUUCACAGAAUGGGAAGGUGCCAGUAAUGUUGCAUGUGCAGAAUAAAUUACAAAGUGAACAAAUUCCAGUUGUCUGACAUAUUUAAAAAUAUACCACUUGGUUUUAGUGUUGCCUUCAUCCUGAGCGGAAACAGUUAAUAAGUUCAUCUAAAGAGUAAUUGGCGAGAAUGUGACAUUUGUUGGUUAAAUAUUUUAAGACCUGCUCACACCAUGAUUGAAAAAUUUGGUGCCAUUGACCAACGGCAAACCAUCCUGUCGGUGCUGACCUUUGAGGGAGAGCAGGGAAGCUGAAAAUGGAGUAAGCUUUUGUAGCUAAUAUGUUGCAUCAUCCAUUUUUAUUUGUCCUCCUCUGUUGGAGUAUAAACUCCUCCACAAAAGCUUUGUAGCGUGCCACAAAUGUAUCUUCAAUAAAUUGUGUGAACUUAUUGUCCCGUUAGCUUGCUAACUGUCAUUUAGCGAGGGUUUAUUCCCCCUUGAUACGUCAUUUUAUUCAAUAAAAUGAUGAAUGUAAAUCUU
Molecule: messenger RNA, 2048 nt
Organism: Stegastes partitus (bicolor damselfish)
Lineage: Eukaryota; Metazoa; Chordata; Actinopteri; Pomacentridae
Gene: suclg1
Product: succinate-CoA ligase GDP/ADP-forming subunit alph
Exons: 9
Coding region: 41-1015 (324 amino acids)
Biological process (GO): tricarboxylic acid cycle
Cellular component (GO): succinate-CoA ligase complex (ADP-forming); mitochondrion
Molecular function (GO): succinate-CoA ligase (ADP-forming) activity; succinate-CoA ligase (GDP-forming) activity
Source: RefSeq, a predicted model, not a curated record